Messenger RNA from Dichotomopilus funicola, 1038 nucleotides. Its product is annotated as S-adenosyl-L-methionine-dependent methyltransferase. Gene Ontology annotation, biological process: peptidyl-arginine methylation. The record is from RefSeq and is a predicted model, not a curated record. Gene Ontology annotation, molecular function: protein-arginine N-methyltransferase activity. The transcript is spliced from 6 exons. NCBI's taxonomy places the organism in Eukaryota, Fungi, Ascomycota, Sordariomycetes, Sordariales, Chaetomiaceae. The coding region runs from base 1 to 1038 and encodes 345 amino acids. Gene Ontology annotation, cellular component: nucleus.
AUGGCUGGCGAGAGCAUGGACAUUGAGAGUGCCGAGAAGCAGCUCAAAUCGCUGGACCACUCGGAACAGCACUACUUCAACAGCUACAACCACCAUGGCAUCCAUGAGGAAAUGUUGAAAGAUGAAGUCCGGACGAGAUCAUACAUGAACGCCAUUGUACAGAACAAGCACAUCUUCAAGGACAAGAUCGUGCUCGAUGUCGGAUGCGGGACUGGUAUUCUGUCCAUGUUCGCGGCCAAGGCCGGCGCAAAGCACGUCAUCGGCGUCGACAUGUCGACCAUCAUCUUCAAGGCUCGCGAGAUCGUCGAGGUCAACGGGCUGUCGGACAAGAUCACGCUGAUCCAGGGCAAGAUGGAGGAGAUUGAGAUGCCGUUCCCCAAGGUCGACAUCAUCAUCUCCGAGUGGAUGGGCUAUUUCCUGCUGUACGAGAGCAUGCUCGACACUGUCCUGUACGCCCGCGACACGUACCUCAACAAAGACGGCUUGAUCUUCCCGGACAAGGCGACGAUUUUUGUUGCGGGGAUUGAGGAUGGUGAUUACAAGGAGGAGAAGAUUGGCUUCUGGGACAACGUCUACGGCUUCGACUACAGCCCGCUCAAGAAAACCGCCCUCUCGGAACCCCUCGUCGACACAGUCGAAAUGAAAGCCGUCGUAACCGACCCGACCCCCGUCCUCACCCUCGACCUCUACAAAGUGCAAACCGCCGACCUGGCCUUCAGCUGCCCCUUCGACCUGACGGCGCGGCGCGACGAUUUCAUCCACGCCCUCGUCGCCUGGUUCGACAUCGAGUUCACCGCCUGCCACAAGCCCAUCCGCUUCUCCACGGGGCCCCACACCAAGUACACCCACUGGAAGCAGACCGUCUUUUACCUCCAGGAUGUUCUCACUGUCCAGCAGGGCGAGAAGGUCGAGUGUGCGCUGCAUAAUCGGCCGAAUGAGAAGAAUAAGCGCGAUUUGGAUAUUAAGGUUGAGUAUCGGCUCGAGACGGACGAUCCGAACCGGCAGGCGAGUGGGGUGGGGCUUUACAAGAUGUGCUAG